AUACAUCCCGACGCCUUUAAAAUCGUUACGACACGAAUUUACUGACCCGGUCCCGACAUUUUUCUUUUCGAAAUAAGACGAAAUUAAAACUAUUUCCCGGUUCUCUAGGGGACUUACUUUUUAUGUUUUACCGAUUUGACGCUGUCAAAAAAACGAUUUUAAUUUUUAUUUUUGCAGUGUUGUUGAUGUUAUCCUUCAUUCGCACAACCUAACCCCAAAAAUAAGUACCUACUCUACUUUUAAGUAACGUUGGUUUUUUUGUACUCUUUAUGUAAUCACUCGGUCGUGUUCUUAAAAAUGAAUGUGUUCUAAAGAGGCCCAGGAUAACUCAUUUUGUUUAGUAUGUAGUGGGCGAGUUGGAGUAUCAACAAGAAAUGCUAUAAACAUUUUUGGAAAUGAGGUUAUCACCUGUUCAAAUCGUCCGUUAAACUUUGUAAUAUCACAAAUAUUAGGAAUAGAUAUUCAAGAAAAUACAGUACACUCGCUCAUAAUAUGUAAAAAAUGUUUUAAACUUGUCAAUGAAGUAGAUGAAUUAGAGCAAAGGUUAUUAGAAAUCAAAUUGGAAUUAUCCAAUAAUUAUAAAAAAUCGUUUGAGAAAAGUAGACUUGGAGAGGACGACUCGGAUGAAAUUAUAAAUCAAAAUAAUAUGGAAUUGAAAAACGAUGGAACGGCGGAAAAUAAUGUUCCGAAAAAAAUAUUAGAUAUACCAUCCUCGGAUGAUGAGGAUGGUGAUGAAAAGUUGAAUCGAAAAGAUAAUUUGCACACCCUUGAAGAUAUUGAAAUGGAAUUGGUUAAAAUUCAUGGUGAUGUUGGGAAAGAUGUGUUAUCAAAACAUGAUAACAGUGAUGGUCAACAAUUUGCGGAAUUUCAACAUGAUGUCAUAGAUAAUAAUACUGAAAAUCGUACUGACUCGGACCUCGAUGCUGAUGAUCAUGAUAAUGGUGAGCUUUUAUUGGGGACAUCACAAGUUAAUGAAAAUACUUUGAAAGAUGUUCACGUUAAAGUUGAAAUGGGUGAAAACGACGAAAAACCAAAUAUCUUAAAAAGGAAAUCACCACCUCCCGGUAGCAUAAAAAAACCGCUAAAUAAAAAAAUUAAAGAAGAGACUCUUCCACCUAUUGUUGGAAGAGAUGGUAACAUGUACACAUGUUUGUUAUGUGAAGGAGAAGAAACAGUUUGUGGCGAAGCAAAAGCAAUAAUGCAACAUAUGAAAUUGAUCCACGACGCCCGAUUAUAUAUUUGCGACGUUUGUGGUGAGGAUUUCCGGAAAAGAAACGAACUUUCCGUACAUUUAGAUGAGCAUGUCGCCACUGAAGAAGGCGAUUUUCAAUGCGAAGUUUGUAAUAGAAUUUUUAGUAAUUUAAGAUUAUUUCGAAUACACAAAAGAAUGCAUUAUCCCCAAAAUAAAGCAUGGACUUGUGAAACUUGCGGCAAAAGAUAUAGUUCUAAAAAUUUAUUAGACGAACACAUAAAUACACACACAGGUAUUCGACCUUAUAUUUGUCAACUUUGUGGUAAAGAUUUCGCAUCGAAAUAUACAUUUAAAGCUCACGUAAAAACACACGAGGUUCGUCCGAGACCAUUUCAAUGUUUACAAUGUAAUAAAUCGUUUUUAAGCCAACAAAAUUUAACGCAGCACGAACGGACGCAUUCGGGCGUUAAAGAAUAUUCCUGUCACCUUUGCGAUAAACUGUUUGGUUCCGUGCAUAAUUUAGAAGUCCAUUCGAUCGUUCACACCAAUCACAAACCGUUUAUUUGCGGUCAAUGCGGAAAAGCGUUCGCUCGAAAAGCGGAAAUUAAAGAUCACGAAAGAACGCAUACCGGCGAACGGCCGUAUCAGUGCGAAAUGUGCGGCGCCACUUUCAGCCAAAGAUCAAAUUUACAAUCACACAAAAGAGCUACUCAUUAUGACGAUAAAAGAUAUAAAUGUGAGGAUUGCGGAAAAGGAUUUAAAAGGCGACGAUUAUUGGAUUAUCACGUAAAGGCGGUUCAUACAGGGGAAAGACCGUUUAAGUGUGAUGUUUGCGACGCAACUUUUGUUUAUCCUGAACAUUUUAAGAAACACAGAAGGAUUCAUACAGGUGAAAAACCGUAUUUGUGUGAAGUGUGCGGAAAAGCGUUCAAUAGUCGUGAUAAUCGCAACGCGCAUAGAUUUGUUCAUUCGGAUAAGAAACCAUAUGAGUGUUUAGUAUGCGGAGCUGGAUUUAUGAGAAAACCUUUACUGUAUCAACACAUGCACACUCAAGGACAUUUAAAUGAUACCAUUGUGGUUAAUCAACCCAGGUUAACAACUGAUGAUGAUCAAAUUAUUACCGUUAACGCAGAUGGUGAAAUGGAAAUUGUUGAAGGUGAUGUAAGUAGAUUUGAAAAUGUUCACGAAGCUGAUGAAGAUUCAAAACUUUACAUAGCCGACUUAAAAUCGCAUAUGUUAGUUGAUGGAAAAGUGUUUGAACAUGCAGAUGGUUCCUUAAUUGUUGGUGAACAUUUAGAAGAAGAUCAACUUGAAGAAUCGGAAGCUGUUGAACAUAUUAUUAUAGAUGGACAACAAAUACAAUUUGCUGAUGAAGAUGGUGAACCUGAAGAAGAUAUGGAAGAAAUGGAUGAAAGUGAAGGUGAUCACGUUUUGUCCUCGUCAAAUGAUUAUGAAAGAAUUAUAACCAGCGCGACUUUGGCAAAUGGAGAAACACAAAUUAUUCAAACUAAGGAAGGUCCGGUUCAAUUUGUGCAAGUACGUAUACCUAAUGAUAAUGGAGAAGAGGAAGAUGCUUGGUUAAAAAUCGUUACUAAUUAAUUAUAAGGAUAGGUAUUAGUUACAAAUGAACCUAGUUGUAUUAUUUAGAAAAAAAAAUUGAUUUUAUUAUGAUGAUAACUUGUAGAUAAGUAACUACUCUUUAUAUGUUUGAGUUCUGAUAAUCGUUUAAUUUUCAAAUGUAGAGUGGAUAUGUUAAAAAUAAUAAAAUGAUAUGAUUCCCAAUCCAUUACGUUUUAUUGGCUAACUAAGUAACGUUUGUUAUUCUGUAAAUACUUAAUUAUAACUUGUAUAUAAAUUACUGUAGGUAGUAUUAAUUUUACGGGAAAUGUUUUUCCGUAUUUUUACUUUUUGUAAUUUUUAAGGAUUUGGUGUUGAUAGAAUAAAAUCAAGACAUAACUUCAACAUUAUUAUAUUUUGUUUCCCCUUUUUGUGGAGUUCACUACUUCCGUUUUGUAUCUAUUUGUAUAUGAAAAAUAAAAGAUACAUUUUUAUUCA
Molecule: messenger RNA, 3247 nt
Organism: Onthophagus taurus
Lineage: Eukaryota; Metazoa; Arthropoda; Insecta; Coleoptera; Scarabaeidae
Product: zinc finger protein 300
Cellular component (GO): nucleus
Molecular function (GO): zinc ion binding
Source: RefSeq, a predicted model, not a curated record